AUGAUCAGAGGGAAAGUCAAGGAUUUUCAUUUAAGUGGUCGCAAGCCUGUUAGGAUUAUUCGGAUUUUCGCUAUUUCUAAGUUAAUAAAUUUUUCGAAAAGUGCAUCUGUGAACAUCUGGACGUGUGGUGAUCAGUUUGGAUAUAAAGAUUGCCUAUAUUUGCAUUCUCAAAAGUGUAUACAGACUAUCCUUAAUAAGAGGUCAGUUUAGCAUUCUAUUGCCAUCUGUGCCUACAAUUUAUCUACCCAGGUCUUUGGAGACUUGCAAGAUGGAACAACGCUAGAAACAAAUUUAUGACAAUACUGUAUUUUGGAUAUUCCAGGUGUGUCACAAUUAUGUUGCGAAGGAUGAUCUUUUUGAAUUUAUUACGGUUUUUUACAAUCGCCGCAGAUGCUGACA
This is a messenger RNA of Acanthoscelides obtectus, 399 nucleotides long. The record is from the annotation of a GenBank genome assembly. NCBI's taxonomy places the organism in Eukaryota, Metazoa, Arthropoda, Insecta, Coleoptera, Chrysomelidae.